This is a messenger RNA of Anolis carolinensis (green anole), 2480 nucleotides long. It is a transcript of the gene gdap1l1, whose product is annotated as ganglioside induced differentiation associated protein 1 like 1. Bases 274 to 1377 code for a protein of 367 amino acids. The record is from RefSeq and is a predicted model, not a curated record. The transcript has 6 exons. Lineage: Eukaryota; Metazoa; Chordata; Lepidosauria; Squamata; Anolidae.
CUCAAGGCAGACCCAGAGCGCGCGCGCUCCAUCGCUUCUCUUCUCCCAGAACCAAAUGCUGCUGCUCAAGCUGCCCCAGUCUCCCCACUCCCUUGCCAAUCCGGAGUGAGCAAUGCAAUCCAGCCCCCGUGGCUCUGGGAAUGAGGCUGCUUCCAUGAGCCCCAUGUGAUGCUGCUCCGAUAGUCCAGCUGCUGCAGCUCUUCCUCCUUCCCUCCUUCCCUCCUUCCCUCCCUCCAUUCCUUCCUCCCGUCCUUCCAACCAUCUCGGGCUGUCAUGGCGACUCCCAACAAUGUGACUCCCACCAACUGCAGCUGGUGGCCCAUUUCGGCCCUGGAGAACGAGGCGGGCCAGUCCACCGAGGGCGAGGAGAACCACGAUCCGACCCACCCGGCUUUCCGAUCCAAGGACAGGCUGGUUUUGUAUCAUUGGACCCAGUCCUUCAGCUCACAGAAGGUGCGUCUGGUCAUUGCAGAAAAGGGCUUACCGUGUGAAGAACGGGAUGUUAGCAUGCCACUCACGGAGCACAAAGAACCCUGGUUUAUGCGGCUGAAUCUUGGGGAAGAGGUACCUGUGAUCAUCCAUGGAGACAACAUCAUCAGUGACUACAAUCAAAUCAUUGAUUACAUGGAGAAGAACUUCAUAGGAGACCACGUUACUCAGCUGAUUCCUGAAGCGGGAACCCUUCUCCAUUCCAGAGUGAUGCAGUACAGAGAGCUCCUGGAUUCCUUGCCCAUGGAUGCCUACACACAUGGAUGCAUUCUCCAUCCAGAACUCACCACGGACUCCAUGAUUCCAAAGUAUGCUACAGCUGAGAUCCGCAGACAUUUAGUCAAUGCGAGCUCAGAUCUCAUGAAGCUAGACCAUGAUGAUGAACCACAACUAACAGAGCCAUACCUUUCCAAACAGAAGAAGCUCAUGGCCAAGAUCCUGGAGCAUGAUAAUGUGAACUACUUGAAGAAGAUCCUGGGUGAACUGUCAAUGGCACUUGAUCAGAUUGAGGCGGAACUGGAGAAGAGAAAAAUUGAGUAUCAAGGGCAGAAGUGUGAGCUCUGGCUUUGUGGAUGCGCAUUCACCUUGGCUGAUGUCUUGCUGGGAGCCACAUUGCACCGCCUCAAGUUUCUAGGACUCUCUAAGAAAUACUGGGAAGAUGGCAGCAGACCCAACCUACAGAACUUCUUUGAAAGGAUACAAAAACGCUUUGCUUUCAGGAAAGUUUUGGGAGACAUACACACCACCCUCCUCUCGGCAGUGGUACCCAAUGCCUUCAGGCUAGUCAAACGGAAACCUCCAUCCUUUUUUGGAGCCUCCUUCCUCAUGGGAUCUCUAGGCGGGAUGGGGUAUUUUGCUUAUUGGUAUCUAAAGAAAAAAUACAUCUAAUGCUGGCUGUACUGAUGUUUAGUUUGGUGUCUCUGUGCUGUGUGAAACCAUGAUGAAUCUUCAGUAACUGUAAUGAAAUUUGAAACCAAUAUGAAUAACUAUACUGUUAAUGUAACAUUCCAUAGUCUAGAAGUAGAAAACUUAUACCGCAAGGAAGCGAGUCAACAACAAAAAUUAUUCAACUUGUACAAUGCCUUUUUUUAGAUUUACAUAUUAUAAAACUGUCAACAGUGGGUGUGUUUACUGCUGUGCACAAACCACUGUAGAAUAAAACUGCCCUUUAGCACAAGCAAAUGCCAUCGGAAAAGAUAUGGAAACCCCCGCAACACAAAAUUGAAACAUGGGGUUCUCUUCUAUAUCUUUACAUUAUUUCCCCCCAAAAUGUCUGUUGACCACAUAGCACAUUUUGUUUCACAAGUGCAAGUAGCAGGGACUUUAUUCUCAUCUAGGAGCUAUUGUGGUGUUGUGAUGAUGAGAGAAAGUCUUUAAAAGUAAGCAAACAGAAAUAGAAAGGACAUGAUCACAUAACUUUGUGAAGUUAUAGCUUAAGGUGGAAAUGAGUUAUUUGUGAAUGUGUCUCUCUCUUUGUAUCAUCAUUUCCAUUGGAUCCAGUAUUUUUAUUAACCUACGCUUAGAAUGUAUCCACUUUCUACUUCAAUUUUUUUAAUUUUUUAAUUGCUAUCUUAACAGCUAAUGACCAGUGGGUUUUUUUUCUGAUUGUAAUCCUUAAGUUCACAGAUGAAUUUCUGUCUUAAUGAGGAGUUUGCCUCUAGCUUCGUUCAUGAAUUUGCCAAGCAUCAUUCACCAACAGAGCCUUUCUGGACUCUAAGAAUGUGACUGUUCCCAUGCGUUUGAACCAAAUCGAAAGGACUUUUGUUUUGUUUUUUUCUGUUUUCUCCUUGGGGAGUUUUUCCCCCCAAUCAUUUUCUUCCUGUGUAUUUUUUCUUAGGAACACUUUGCACAGAAAAAUCACAUUUCUCACUUUCUUGUGCCUUUUGCAUGUUGGAAAGAAUAACAAGCACCACUGCUACUCAUGCUUAAAAAAACACCUCCAAGAAGCUAAAUAAACCAUAUGGGAGGAGAAAUGGCUUUAUAUUUUGAAA